Molecule: messenger RNA, 2410 nt
Organism: Volvox carteri f. nagariensis
Lineage: Eukaryota; Viridiplantae; Chlorophyta; Chlorophyceae; Chlamydomonadales; Volvocaceae
Exons: 5
Coding region: 1-1989 (662 amino acids)
Biological process (GO): nucleoside triphosphate biosynthetic process; 'de novo' pyrimidine nucleobase biosynthetic process; pyrimidine nucleotide biosynthetic process
Cellular component (GO): cytoplasm; cytosol
Molecular function (GO): ATP hydrolysis activity; ATP binding; AMP kinase activity
Source: RefSeq, a predicted model, not a curated record
AUGGGUUGUGGCGCUAGCAAAGCGGACGUAUCGACUAAGCCGGAAAAAGUUCAGGCAGAGGACAUGGAUAACAAAGCAUCCAAGCCUGCUGAUGAGAGCGCUGGAGAGGAGUUCGCCUUGCCAACGGUAAAGGGCAGCCUGCCAGCGGACGCAAAAAUUAUCUUUGUGCUUGGUGGCCCUGGCAGCGGCAAAGGCACGCAGUGCGACAAGAUCAAGCAGGACUAUGAGUGCGUGCACCUCAGCGCUGGUGACUUGCUGCGCGCCGAGGUCAAGAGCGGUAGUGCCGUGGGCAGCAAAUGUGAGGAGCUGAUGCGCGAAGGCAAGCUGGUGCCUUUCGCCGUGACGCUGAACCUGCUGAAGAAGGCCAUGAUUGAGAGCGGCGGCAAGUUCUUCCUCAUCGACGGCUUCCCACGCGCCCUGGACCAGGCGGAGCAGUUUGAGAGCAACAUCAUGCCAUGCAAGGCCGUGCUGUUCUUUGACUGCCCUGAGGAGGAGAUGGAGAAGCGGCUGCUGAAGCGCGGUGAGACCAGCGGCCGUAGCGAUGACAACGCUGAGACUAUCCGCAAGCGCUUCAAGACGUUUCUGGAGCAGUCGCUUCCUGUGAAGGACCAUUACCUGGCUCAGGGCAAGUGCCACGUUGUCAGCGCUGUUCCACACCCCGACGUGGUGUACGAAAGCGUGACGAAUAUUUUGGACAAACUCGAUGCGCCAAAGAAGCAAGCCGCGAAAGCAGAUUCCCCAAGAGCAGCAGUUCCUUCGGAGGACUUCGCGCUGCCCCCAGUACAUGGCAGCCUGCCGGAUGAUGCUCAAAUCAUCUUCGUGCUUGGUGGGCCAGGCAGCGGCAAAGGCACGCAGUGUGCGCAAAUCCUUGAGGAGUACGAAUGCGUGCACCUCAGCGCUGGUGAUUUGCUUCGUGCCGAGGUCAAGAGCGGCAGCGUCGUGGGCAGGAAGUGCGAGGAGCUGAUGCGCGAAGGCAAGCUGGUGCCUUUCGCUGUGACGCUGAACCUGCUGAAGAAGGCCAUGAUUGAGAGUGGCGGCAAGUUCUUCCUCAUCGACGGCUUCCCACGCGCCCUGGACCAGGCGGAGCAGUUUGAGGGCAACAUCAUGCCAUGCAAGGCCGUGCUGUUCUUUGACUGCCCUGAGGAGGAGAUGGAGAAGCGGCUGCUGAAGCGCGGUGAGACCAGCGGCCGUAGCGAUGACAACGCUGAGACUAUCCGCAAGCGCUUCCAUACAUUCCUGGAGCAGUCGCUUCCUGUCAAGGACCAUUACCUGGCUCAGGGCAAGUGCCACAUCAUCAGCGCCGUUCCGCCACCAGGGGAGGUUUUCGAAGUUGUGAAGAAAGUGCUGGACGGCAUUUCCGCACCAAGAAAAUCUGAUGAAAUUGUCCUACCGCCUGUGAAGGGCAGCUUGCCGGAGGAUGCUCAAAUUAUCUUUGUGCUUGGUGGGCCGGGUAGCGGCAAGGGCACGCAGUGCGACAAGAUCAAGCAGGACUAUAAAUGCGUACACCUCAGCGCUGGUGAUCUGCUUCGUGCCGAGGUCAAGAGCGGCAGCGUCGUGGGCAAGAAGUGCGAGGAGCUGAUGCGCGAAGGCAAGCUGGUGCCUUUCGCCGUGACGCUGAACCUGCUGAAAAAGGCCAUGAUUGAGAGUGGCGGCAAGUUCUUCCUCAUCGACGGCUUCCCACGCGCCCUGGACCAGGCGGAGCAGUUUGAGGGCAACAUCAUGCCAUGCAAGGCCGUGCUGUUCUUUGACUGCCCUGAGGAGGAGAUGGAGAAGCGGCUGCUGAAGCGCGGUGAGACCAGCGGCCGUAGCGAUGACAACGCUGAGACUAUCCGCAAGCGCUUCAAGACGUUUCUGGAGCAGUCGCUUCCUGUGAAGGACCAUUACCUGGCUCAGGGCAAGUGCCACGUCAUCAGUGCCGUUCCGCCGCCGGAGGAAGUAUACGAGAAUGUGGUAGCCCUUCUGGACAGGCUUGAGGCGCCAAAGCAGUGAGAACUGAAAGAUCCCCUGUUCAUAUUUAUGUCCCGCAAGGGCAGUGUGGUUUGCAGGAGCCCAGCUGCCUGUAUUGACCGUGCUUGGUGGAGACGGCGAUCUGCUGAUUUAUGCUCACAUUUUUUUACGAGUGUCAUGAGCGAUCACCUUGAUGUUGUUACGCUAGUAGGAAUGAAACAUGAGAGAAUAUGAUAAUUAUGUCGUAUGACCAUUCAUGCGCAUUAUCAAUCCAAUCGGCAUAGGCAUCGUUUUAUGAAGGACUGUGUAUUUUGCAUCGCGGGAUCAGUGGCAUCCAUCCUCCUCAACAUCAUCCUAAUGUGGCAUCUUUCCAAGGCUGCAUCUCAACGUAUUGGACCAUCCUGCAUCGUUGCCGACAUCUCAUGGUUCGAGGAAUGGGGUUUAAUGUAAAGAGAUAUUGCAG